Lutzomyia longipalpis is the source of this 755-nucleotide messenger RNA. RefSeq names its product general odorant-binding protein 72-like. The record is from RefSeq and is a predicted model, not a curated record. Gene Ontology annotation, cellular component: extracellular region. Gene Ontology annotation, molecular function: odorant binding; dibutyl phthalate binding. The transcript is spliced from 3 exons. Bases 107 to 538 code for a protein of 143 amino acids. NCBI's taxonomy places the organism in Eukaryota, Metazoa, Arthropoda, Insecta, Diptera, Psychodidae. Gene Ontology annotation, biological process: sensory perception of smell; olfactory behavior.
AGUGCCGGGGAAUCGUGCAGUUGAUCACUCGCGUUCUAAGUGUUACGAGGAAGUGUUCUCUUCGUUGUCUUUGGGAAAGAAAAGUGGAGAGAAAAGUGUUGUGAAAAUGUGUGGAAAACUCGUGCUUUCUCUUGGACUUUUGGCUAUUUUUGUGACCAUCAGUGUUGAAGCUGUCUCGUUUGAGGAUGCCAAACAAUUAGCAACGUACUUCAGUGAGCCCUGUCGGAGGAAAUAUCGUGUUUCCAACGAGAUCAUUGAGAGCGUCAACAAAGGAAACUUCCCUGAGGAUCGGGAACUCAAAUGUUAUGCAAAUUGUAUGCUAGAAGCAACAGGAACUGUGUCCCGCGGAAGGAUCAACUACCGCAUGACAAUUCAACAAAUUGAUCUCUUCUUCCCUGAAGAAAUGAAGGACCCCGCCAAGAAGACCGUAGAUGCCUGUCGAGGAUCAGUGAAGGGAUUCAAGGACUAUUGUGAUGCAAGCUAUAGCUAUGUACAGUGUAUGUACAAAAACAACAGGAAGUACUUCUAUUUCCCCUAAAAAUGAUGCCAUACCGCAGAGCCUUGUCCAAUGCAGGAGGAACAUUAAAAAGAAAACUCAGGAUCAGCUGAAGGGAAAUUUCUUUGAGAACAUGUGGCGCAAUCUGAAGACACAGAACCGGAUAUUACGUUGUGAGAUAAUUAACUAAACAUUUUUACUAUGACUUUGUACAUAGCAAUUAAAUAACAGCUCAAUUUGAAUAAAUUAUUUAAAAUAA